AUGGCAGGAUCAAAGCGAAGCAAAGGAUCUUUUGACACUGACGACUAUUAUCGUGAUCGAGGCUCUUCAUCAAAGCGCGUUCGUUUCGAGGAGAAUACGGAUGACUCACCUGCCGACUUCGAGAUCGAUCACGAGCAUGUUUUGGAGACACGCAAACAACGACGUGGCCAAGUGAAUACAGAGGAAUUGAGCGAUGAGGAAGAAGUAGGCGGUGGUGUCUACAGCAGCGAUGAAGAGGACCGAUCGGAUCAAGAGACGGAUACCAAGGGCAAAGGUGCUGCUGGUGAUAUGAAUGAUGAUUUCGAUAUCUUUGCUGAAGACAAUACUGCCGAUAAGCAACCGAUGCCAUCUUCUUCUUCCAACAAAAAAGGCAAACGCAAGCUUCAGAUGAAUGAGAUUGAAGGCCAAGAGUUGAGCUCACAUGACCGUGAUUGGGAUGAAGAUGACGAAGAGGAGGAGGAGGAGGAUGAAGAUGAGGCUAUGGAUGGUACCACCACCAAGAAGACCAAGAAGAAACGUGAACCCAAAUUGAUGGCAUUCAACAUGAAGCAAGAAAUGGAAGAAGGCAGCUUUGAUCAGGAAGGCAACUAUCAUCGAAACAAGGCUGAUCCAGAAGCAUAUCAUGAUCGAUGGAUGGAAGGCAUCUCACGCAAACAAAUGGCAAAGGCAAAGGAAGCACAAGCACAACGUGAAAGAUCAGAGGCUCUCAAAGAAGCGGCUCGUCAAGCAGAGGUGCCACAGACAAAGACGGAUGUAUACAGGGAAUUGGUCGAGCUUUUACAUCCUGGAGAGAAUGUACGUGAAGCACUUGGAAAGCUUGGUAAUGCAUCCACCAAAAAGAUACCCGCUUGGAAGCAAAAGCUAUUGGAAAAGAAAAACAGAAACAAAAAACAACCAACACCAGCCGCUGCACCUCCCGCAUUGAGUGAACAAGAAGAAGCUGAACGUCAAAGCAAGGUUGAAAAGAUUACAGGGCUUGCGGAUCAGAUGAUGGCAUUGGGCUAUUUUGGAGUCUAUGAUGAUACUUUUGAACUCAUGGUACGCCAUUUACGACAAUCGGGUGCUGUACCAUCGGAUUGGAUGCCAAGUAGUUACCAGCAGUAG
Messenger RNA from Lichtheimia ornata, 1104 nucleotides. RefSeq lists its product as uncharacterized. NCBI's taxonomy places the organism in Eukaryota, Fungi, Mucoromycota, Mucoromycetes, Mucorales, Lichtheimiaceae. The transcript has a single exon. Bases 1 to 1104 code for a protein of 367 amino acids. Gene Ontology annotation, cellular component: U5 snRNP. The record is from RefSeq and is a predicted model, not a curated record.